UUAAAAAAAAAAAAAAAAUGGGGGGGGGGUCCAUUUUGUUGCGUGUGCACCUCUUGCAAUAGAUUCGAGUCAGCGCCAAUGACAGCUCUGCAGUCCUCCUCUGUGGUACUGAUCAGGUGGUUGCAGAGCUUCAGCUCCCAGCAACACAAUGCAGCUGAGCAGGCAAGCACAGCCCACAGCCAGAAGCGGUUCCCACUCUCCAGAACAAGGCGACCUUUAAGCUUAAGUUUCCCGGAGAAAAUGAGAUGCUGCUGCUGAAGACGACACUAUGGCUUUGAUGGAAUAUCAGAUACUGAAAAUGUCUCCCAGCUUGUUCAUCCUUCUGUUUCUCACACCUGGUAUUUUAUGCAGUUGUCCUCUCCAAUGUAUAUGCACAGAGAGGCACAGGCAUGUGGACUGUUCAGGCAGAAACUUGACUACAUUACCAUCUGGACUGCAAGAGAAUAUUAUCCAUUUAAAUCUGUCUUAUAACCAUUUUACUGAUCUUCAUAACCAGUUAACCCAAUACACCAAUCUGAGGACCCUGGACAUUUCAAACAACAGGCUCGAAAGCCUGCCUGCUCAGUUACCUCGGUCCCUCUGGAACAUGUCUGCAGCUAACAACAACAUUAAACUGCUUGACAAAUCUGAUACUGCUUAUCAGUGGAACCUUAAAUUUCUGGAUGUUUCUAAGAAUAUGCUGGAAAAGGUUGUCCUCAUUAAAAAUACACUAAGAAGUCUUGAGGUUCUCAACCUCAGUAGUAACAAACUUUGGACAGUUCCAACCAAUAUGCCCUCCAAACUACAUAUCGUGGACCUGUCUAACAAUUCCUUGACACAAAUCCUUCCAGGAACAUUAAUAAACCUGACCAAUCUCACACAUCUUUACCUGCACAAUAAUAAGUUCACAUUCAUUCCAGAUCAAGCUUUUGACCAACUCUUUCAGUUGCAAGAGAUAACCCUUUACAAUAACAGGUGGUUGUGUGACCACAAACAAAACAUUACUUACUUACUGAAGUGGAUGAUGGAAACAAAAGCCCAUGUGAUAGGGACUCCCUGUUCUAGCCAAAUAUCAUCUCUGAAGGAACAUAACAUAUAUCCCACACCUCCUGGAUUUACCUCAAGCUUGUUCACUGUAAGUGGGAUGCAGACAGUGGACACCAUUAACUCUCUGAGUAUGGUUACUCAACCCAAAGUGACCAAAACACCCAAACAAUAUCGAACAAAGGAAACAACGUUUGGUGCCACUCUAAGCAAAGACACCACCUUUGCUAGCACUGACAAGGCUUUUGUGCCCUACCCAGAAGAGACAUCCAUAGAAACCAUCAGUUCACAUGAAGCAGCAGCUGCAACUCUAACUAUUCAUCUCCAAGAUGGAAUGGUUACAAACACAAGCCUCCCUAGCUCAACAAAAUCAUCCCCAACACCCAUGACCCUAAGCAUUACUAGUGGCAUGCCAAAUAAUUUCUCUGAAAUGCCUCAACAAAGCACAACCCUUAACUUACGGAGGGAAGAGACAACCACAAAUGUAAAGACUCGCUUACCUUCUGUGGCAAGUGCUUGGAAAGUAAAUGCUUCAUUUCUCUUAAUGCUCAAUGCUGUGGUCAUGCUGGCUGUUUGAGGGUCUGCAUUUUUUUUUGAAACUAACAAAAAAACUCUUCCCUGAUGUACAGUUGGGAAAAUAUGCCCCUAUCUAACCAGUGAUUCAAGCUAUAUAAGUAUUCAAGAAAGCCAGUCUUACAUUUCUGACUCUGAUGUAAUGAAGUAACUUGUCUUAAAUAAAAGAAGUGCACAAUGUCUUGGUACUCGCUGCUAUUUUACUGUCUUAAUUAAGUAAAACUAAUGAGUUUCCUUCUUUUUAAUGAAAUGUUUUCUUUUUAAGGCUUCAAUUUAUUGCACAAGAUAUAAAGCAUCUAAACUUUAAUAUGUAUUUUAUGUAUGUUUACACUGUCAAACAUCUGGGAAAAAAAAUAAAAGGUCUAUGCUCAUAACUGUGUCAUUUGGCUUUCUAGUCAUACCAACUUAAUCUAUUGAGUAGAGUCAAAAUGACCUAACCAUUUCUGUUCUGGGGUACCCUGGUAAAGUCUUUAUGGUAAAUGACAUGUUGGAGGUAUCCAAGGAUUUUGUCACUGAAGUAUAACCGUGGUUGCCCCCGCCAUGAAUGGUUAUGC
Lutra lutra (Eurasian river otter) is the source of this 2150-nucleotide messenger RNA. It is a transcript of the gene OMG, whose product is annotated as oligodendrocyte myelin glycoprotein. The record is from RefSeq and is a predicted model, not a curated record. Bases 269 to 1600 code for a protein of 443 amino acids. Gene Ontology annotation, molecular function: protein binding. The transcript is spliced from 2 exons. Gene Ontology annotation, biological process: neuron projection regeneration. NCBI's taxonomy places the organism in Eukaryota, Metazoa, Chordata, Mammalia, Carnivora, Mustelidae.